AUGGCUCGCAAUGUCGCAAACGCUGUAACACCAGCUGCGGACUCUCCGAGGCACUCCCAGUCACCUCCACCAGGGAUCCAGGGCGACCUCGAGAUGGAACUCAUGGGGCUCGCCAACGCGCUCUACAACCUCGGCACAACCGUCGUCACCGACGCCUCCAAAGACCAGAACAAGCCCGGCGCAGGCAAGCAGGUCGGGCAGCGCGUCAACGAAGUGAUCAACCACCUUGCGAGCAUCGACGACAUGGCGCAGCACUGCCGGACGAUGAUACCGAUCCAGGUGCUGAUGGAUAUUGACAACUCGAAGAACCCGAUGCAGCUCACGCGCGACCGGCUGGAGCGCGCGGCGACGGAGAACCAGUUCAUGAACGCGAAGAUUAAGGCUGUAGAUUCCUACCGCCACCAGUUACUGGAGGCACUUGGCCAGAACUUUCCGGACAUUGAGCCGGUGCUGCGAGGACAGCAGGAGGGUCCUGUGUUCGAUGGCGGAAGCAACCUCGAUACAUCGCUUGCGGGCCCGUCACGAUCCUGAAUUGCGCACGUCACCAGACCCUUGGUUCUCUGACGAUAGGAUGUAUAUCUAGGGUGCUCCGAGAGGUAGCUCGGCCAUAGCUGCCUUUGAUGAUAUGGAAGCCCAGGCCCCCGCAGAGGACUGCGGGCGAGCAGAGAGGAAGUGGAUGGGGAGGACCGACUAUGGAUGAGCUGCAUGUAUGGACCUCGCACUGGGGUGAAGCAAGACUGGCUCUCAGUCAGGAGAUUUGUGUCAACUUUGUCUUUGUAUCCCUGUUAUGCGUACGAUACUUGCGAGUAAUGAGCGAAUAUCGUUG
Messenger RNA from Gloeophyllum trabeum ATCC 11539, 826 nucleotides. RefSeq lists its product as uncharacterized. Gene Ontology annotation, molecular function: transcription coregulator activity. The coding region runs from base 1 to 531 and encodes 176 amino acids. Gene Ontology annotation, biological process: regulation of transcription by RNA polymerase II. The transcript has 4 exons. Gene Ontology annotation, cellular component: mediator complex. NCBI's taxonomy places the organism in Eukaryota, Fungi, Basidiomycota, Agaricomycetes, Gloeophyllales, Gloeophyllaceae. The record is from RefSeq and is a predicted model, not a curated record.